AUAAACACACUUUGAUUCAAAGCAAAAACUUAUCUCUCAGUUACUCGAAAAUGUCAAGCAACUCCCAGAACAUUAGCUUCCAAGCCGGCCAAGCCAAAGGCCAAACUCAGGAGAAGGCUAGCACCAUGAUGGACAAGGCUAGCAAUGCUGCCCAAUCUGCCAAGGAGUCUCUCCAAGAGACUGGCCAGCAGAUUAAGGAGAAGGCACAAGGAGCUACUGAAUCAGUGAAGAAUGCUACUGGCAUGAACAAAUGAAGACAAUCAUCAUAUGAUUUAUGAUGCUACUUUAUUUUUUUGACGAAUAAAAACAAAUAAUUUAUUUUUGGAACCUAAUUAUUUAGGUUUGAUAGUUUGAUUAUUCAGACUGUUUGUUUUUUUUUUCUUUUUAAAAAUAAAUAUUACAACUUGUAUUGGAUUUUGAUUCUGCUUGUUAUCUCAUGAUCAUGUAUUCUU
Capsella rubella is the source of this 452-nucleotide messenger RNA. RefSeq names its product late embryogenesis abundant protein 2. The transcript has 3 exons. Lineage: Eukaryota; Viridiplantae; Streptophyta; Magnoliopsida; Brassicales; Brassicaceae. The coding region runs from base 51 to 254 and encodes 67 amino acids. The record is from RefSeq and is a predicted model, not a curated record.